Molecule: messenger RNA, 992 nt
Organism: Ceratina calcarata
Lineage: Eukaryota; Metazoa; Arthropoda; Insecta; Hymenoptera; Apidae
Gene: Gar1
Product: Gar1 ribonucleoprotein
Exons: 3
Coding region: 197-829 (210 amino acids)
Biological process (GO): snoRNA guided rRNA pseudouridine synthesis; ribosome biogenesis
Cellular component (GO): box H/ACA snoRNP complex
Molecular function (GO): box H/ACA snoRNA binding
Source: RefSeq, a predicted model, not a curated record
AGCAGGUCGAGUAUUUCGUUCUCGCGGUCUCGCGGUUCCUGCUCGUUCCAUUCGAUUCGGCCGGUGGUGAGGUUAGACACGUGGUUCAUUCGUGGUCUAUCGUCGAUUCUUCCCGAUUAUUUCCCGUUCGUCGAUCGACGAUCGUCGUCCUUUUGCGUUUCGCGAUUCUUACCGUGUGUACGAAUAAACCGUGGAAAUGUCGUUUCGUGGUCGUGGAGGUGGCGGUGGAUUUGGUCGUGGAAGAAGGGACGGCAGAGGAUUCAGAGGAGGACGCGGAGGCGGCGACAGGGGCAGCAGAGGGUUUGACCAAGGACCGCCGGAACGAGUGACUCCCCUCGGUCGUUUCACGUGGACGGUCCAGGACGACUUGGUCGCUAAGGUGGAAAUUGAGCAGAUACCUUUUUUCAAUGCUCCCAUUUAUACGGAGGCUAAGCGACAAAUAGGGAAGAUCGACGAGAUUUUUGGAAACAUAAGAGAUUACUACGUGUCUAUAAAACUCUCGGAGAACGUCAAGGCAGCUAGUUUCCAAAAGGAUGUUCAGCUCUUCAUAGAUCCAGCCAAGUUGUUGCCGCUGCAAAGGUUCCUCCCGAAACCUCCCGGAUCCAAGGUGCAAAAGAGAGGAAGAGGAGACGGUGGUGGACGAGGAAGAGGAUCCAGAGGAGGCCCUGGUGGUGGACGUGGCCGAGGUGGCGACGGAAGACCGCCGUCGUUCGGAAGAGGACACGGCGGCUUUGGAAACAGAGGUGGCGGUUUUGGGAACAGAGGUGGCGGUGGUGGUUUCAGAGGACGCGGAUUUGGACGUAGUGACGGCGGUCGUGGAAGAAAAUGAUGGACCGAUGGAACGUGUCGUUUUUCUCUGUAAAGGCGGUGAAUCGAGACUGGGAUCUUCUCCGCGGAUCCGACCUUGGAUUUCUCUGUGUGUCUGUGUGUGUGUGUGCGUGUGCGUGUGCGUGUGCGUGUGUCGUGAGAACAACGAGCGAUUUAUAUUUCAU